Drosophila eugracilis is the source of this 5961-nucleotide messenger RNA. RefSeq names its product polycomb group protein Psc (gene Psc). The transcript is spliced from 5 exons. Gene Ontology annotation, molecular function: promoter-specific chromatin binding; metal ion binding. The record is from RefSeq and is a predicted model, not a curated record. Gene Ontology annotation, biological process: negative regulation of transcription by RNA polymerase II. The coding region runs from base 996 to 5747 and encodes 1583 amino acids. Lineage: Eukaryota; Metazoa; Arthropoda; Insecta; Diptera; Drosophilidae. Gene Ontology annotation, cellular component: PRC1 complex.
GAGCGGUUCGCCGACGCUGUGCAGAAAGAAACGAGAGCUAGCAAGCGAGAGCGACGACGCCCCGCAACGAGAACAACAAAAGAGCCGAGCGCGUGUGCGAGCAAGAUAGCUGUUAAGCUGCCCAGUGAGAGGCCUGCAAGAACGAGACAGCCAAUCAGUGUACGAGCAAAGAAAAAGAAAACAAAGAUACUCGCCCAGAGCAGUUGGCUACCUGCCUUUGGUGUAUAUGCUUGUCUAUGUGUAUGUAUGUGGAGGCGAGAGAGAGAGUAAAUAGCAGACAAAGCAGGCAGUGUACAUAAACGAAAAGCAGCGUGGUCGUUCAGUCGGAGUCGGAAAAUAUUACUCGAAGCGAACGGACGUUGUGCGGUCGGUUCAAUUUCGAUAUUUCUUACUUUAUCGCUAAUCAAACACAAGUAAAGCGACCACUAUAAAUAAUCAAACCAAAAACAUGUGUUUAACUAUACCAGAAGAGCUCAAAGCUUAAGUUAGAAAAUAAUAUUAAAUAAAAUAAAUAGGAAAUCUAACAGAAAAUUUCCUUUGUGUGACAAAUGCAGCAGCAACGGCAACGACGACAACAACAACAACGUCUGCUGCCUUAUAUACGAAGCGCGUGUAUGUGAGUGUGAAUGUGUGCGGGCAGAAAACAUAGAGCAAAGCAUAAUACACAAUAAAGGUGCCCACGAAAGCAGAGCAGCCGAAAGUUCCAACACGCGUGUGUAUGAGUGUGUGUGUUUGCUUUUGUGCAGUUUGAAGUAAAGAAGUAACACAACAAAAAAUUUAAAACAAAAGUGAAGUAAAAAUAAGAAACCGCUGACUCAAAACUGUGGAUUAUAUACUUGGAUUAUUUACCAAUGCCAUUGGAUUAUGUACAUAUGUAUAUAUGUAUGCAAGGCGACCACCGCGAUGCCAAUUAACUGGCUGGAUUAUUAGUGGAUUAAAAACUGAACUCAAAGAUUGACGCUUGUGCGAAAUAAGAAACAAAAGUAUUUAUUACUAUGAUGACGCCAGAGUCGAAAGGAAUACCGCCAGCAGCAGCAACAACAACAAAAGCACUAACAGCAGAAGCGGCACCAACAGCAGAAACAACAACAAUGGCUCAUGCACAACAAAAGUUGUCAACGCUGGCAAAAACAACUACAACAACAGCAACAGCGGCAACAAAUAAGACGGCCAAAAGCAUUGUCAGCAAUGCAAAUAGCAAUAGCAACAACAACAAUAAUUCCAGCAAAAAGCAUGCUUUGUCUCAGAAAACAACAACAACAACAGCAGCAGCAACAACGAACGGCGUUGAUAAAAUGCAAAAGCAACAGCAACUAAAGAAUCAACUUUUUGCUGCCUGUAGCAUUAAAGUAAAAAGUGAAAACACAUUAGCAGCGACAAAUGUUGCAGCAAUACUUGCCACCGGCAAAGUGGCAAAAACAAUAUUAGAAAAUGGCAUCAAGAAGGAAUCAACGCCUCCGGUAACAACGAAUGCUGUUGAAUCAGUUGAGGCAUCUUCAUCCUCCUCCUCUUCGUCUUCAUCCUCCUCUUCCUCAUCAUCUUCAUGGUCCACGACACGUCGGGCCACUUCAGAGGAUGCCAGCAGUAAUGGUGGCGCCUCCGCUGAUGAGGACAAAACGGAGGAGGACCGUACGGAUCAAGCAUCUACAACAGCGGCGUCAACGACUUCCGAUUUGGCCACAACUUCAAGGCCACGCCCCGUACUUUUAACGGCCGUCAAUCCGCACAUCAUCUGUCACCUCUGCCAAGGAUAUCUGAUCAAUGCCACCACAAUUGUCGAAUGCCUGCACUCCUUCUGCCACAGUUGCCUCAUUAAUCACCUGCGAAAGGAGCGAUUCUGCCCGCGCUGCGAGAUGGUCAUCAACAACGCCAAGCCGAACAUCAAAUCGGAUACCACGCUCCAGGCGAUUGUCUAUAAGCUCGUGCCGGGCCUUUACGAACGGGAGCUGAUGCGUAAAAGAGCCUUCUACAAGGAUCGUCCACAGGAAGCGGCUUUGGCCACGCCCGAACAGCGAGGCGAUGAUACAGAGCAUCUGAUCUUCAGUCCCUCGGAUGAUAUGUCGCUGUCCCUGGAAUACGCUGAAUUGGGUGAACUAAAAACCGAGUCGGAGUCUGAGCUGGUGGACACACUGCGUCCGCGGUAUCUUCAAUGUCCGGCCAUGUGCCGUGUUAGCCACCUGAAGAAGUUCGUCUACGACAAGUUCGAGAUUCAUGCCGAACGUUUUAGUAUCGAUAUUAUGUACAAGGUCAAGACAAUCGUGCUGCUAGACUACUAUACUCUAAUGGAUAUUGCGUAUAUCUAUACGUGGAAGCGGGAUGCACCCAUGCGGUUUUACUAUCGUGUUUAUGAGUCGCCACAGCCGCUGGUUAAGUCCAUUCCACGUCGGGUCUUGCCACUAAAACUAGAGAAGUCAGAGAAGGAGAAUCAAGAGGAAAGAAAGGAGAAGCUGCCAGUGGUAGAUGUAGUUCCGGCGAAGGUGGAACCUGCAACAGUGCCAGCUAUUGAAGCUUCCAUUAAAGUGGAGCAGCAGGAGGCCAUUAAGGAAAUUGUAGUCAAGGAGGUGGUCAACAAAGAGGUAGCGACAACACCGCCCACGACGGAGCCACUAAAGUUGGUUAUCAAUCGAAAUAUGCUGGAAAAGCGCGAAAAGAGUCACUCGCCGCAGACGAAGAAAAGUUCACCCACCACGCCCGUUUCUUCACCCUCCGAGCCCAAUAUCAAGCUGAAGAUCGAUCUGUCCAAGCAGAACAGUGUGACCAUAAUCAAUAUGUCCGAUCCGGAACGCCGAGAGAUUGUGAAGCCCCUGAAACCCGAGAAGGAGUCGAGGUCUAAGAAGAAGGACAAGGAUGGCAGUCCCAAGUCAUCGAGUAAUUCGAGUUCCUCUACAAGUGGCGAGCGUAAGCGUAAGAGUCCCAGUCCGCUGACAGUUCCACCCUUGACCAUUCGCACGGAGCGUAUUCUGAGUCCCAGUGGAGUGAGCACUCUGAGUCCUAGAGUAACCAGUGGUUCAUUCUCAGAAGAUCCCAAGUCUGAGUUCCUCAAGUCUUUUGCCCUGAAACCCAUCAAAGUGAAAGUUGAAUCCCCAGAGAGAAUGUUCAAUAGCAGAGCCAUUACCCCGCCCUCGGGUACGGUGCAGGAAUCAACAUUGCUGCCCAAAUCUAAAAGUAAUUUGGACGACAGCAUGCUGAUGAAGCCGCCCAGCUGUAUGCCACCGAAAUCCAUUGCCUCUUCGAAGCGAAAGAGCAAGGAACCAGUCAAGGCAGUGUCCAAGAAACCGAAGCUAUCACCUCCACUUCCCACGGUGGACUUUAAGAUACGUUUGCCAGCCACCAAUGGUAAUAGUCCAGCUUCUCCAAAGAUCGAAAAGCCACUGAUGCCGCCGCCAUCGAAGCCACCGAUGUUGGCACCACGUAAACUUCAAUCCUCCUCGCAGUUUGCCACUCCUCCACCUCCAUUGCAUCAUCAUGCCGGAGUACAGAUGUCAGCUCCGGGCAAUCGGACGCCCAUCGCUAAGCGUUAUCAACCGAUUUUACCCAAGGCUUCGCGUCCCAAUCCCUUUGCCAAUAUACCAAACGAUGUCAAUCGAUUGCUCAAGGAUGCCGGUACCGAAAUCAAGUCGAUUGGUGGUGGAGGAUCUGGAGAAAACAGCAGUGGCCAAAAGUCGCAUGUCUAUGGACCCAAGGGAGAUAACAAGAUGGGACCACCGCCACCACCGGGAAUUGCCUCUAAUGGAGGGAACUCCACUCAGAAUAAUAGGAAUCCCGGCAAGCAAGGACAGAUGCCAGCUCCAAAUAAGAAUAAUAGUUCGAAUAACUAUCUGAAUCUGGCACUGUUUAACUCGAGCAAGUCCAAGGGCAAGGAGGCGCCACCUGGUUGCCGUACGCCCAUGUACACGCCCAAUUCGCCCAUUUACUCGCCCAGUUCGCCGCAGUACGUGCCCAGCUAUAAUAUUCCAACGAUGCCCACCUACAAGUAUACGCCGAAGCCAACGGGAAAUGCCGGAAGCGGUAAUGGAUCAUCUGGCAAUGGUUAUCUGCAGAAUAUUUUGGGAGGCGGAAAUGGUGGCGGUCUUGGCGGACUUUUCCCCUCACCACCCAUCAAAUCAGAUCAGAAUACCAAUCCUGCGCAAGGUGGCUCAUCUUCAGGUGGUCAAACCGGAGGUAAUGGUACUUCCAAUGGCAAUCUCUAUCUGCCCAAUGAAGAUGCUCCCGAGAAGCAGCAGGUGAAAGUCAAGUCGCUGCUCAAUUCGUGCAACAUCAACAUUCCCUCCUCGCUGUCAAUCACAAUCUCUCGGGAUAGUGGUGAUCCCUCGUCGCCCAACAAUGGCCAGCAUCCCAAGCACAAGAGUCCGGUUAAUAACUACAUUGAGAUUGUUAAGUUACCCGAUCAGCCGCAGGAUCAGGCCAAGGAGGCACAGAAACGACAGUCGCCGCCUGUUGUGACACCAGCACCAGUGCUGCCAGCCAAGUUGCCACCACCGCCGCCAUCGAAGGCUAUUCCCUCGCCUCAACAUUUAAUGUCCCGCAUGACUCCGCCACAGUUGCCCCAAGUGGCCACGCCCCCGCCUCUAAGUGUUCCACGUGUGAUUACGCCACCAAAAACCUCACCGCCGGCCAAUGUGGCAGCCAAAGGAACGCCUUUGAAGCCAGUGCUUACACCCACGCAGGCAGAUAAGAAGACGCCCAGUCCGGAAAAGCGAAAUGCCGCCCAGAUGGGCAGCCAUUCACCCACCGCCAGUGAGAACAAGUCGCCCAAGAGUGGAUCAGCCGGAGGAGCAAACUCGGCAACGGCCAGCCAGAAUGGUGAUCCAGCGGCCAAGAAGUUCCGGCCCAUCCUGCCACGUCAGAACGCCAUGCCUGAGUUGAUGCCGAAACUGCCACCGCUGGUGCCUUCUUUUGGCUUCAAUCCACCUCAGAGCCCAGCCACUGGCAAGAAGGUGGCGCCCAGCAAGAAGUCACCAAAUUCGAUAGCUUCCUCGCAACAACAGUCUGGUCAACAGAAGCUAGCCAAUGGUGGUUCACCCCAACAGCCGGCGCCGCAGAAGCCCAGUCCCCCGCAGAAAAGCCAACAGCAGGGUAAAAAAUCCAAAAAUCCCACACCACCGCCUCCAUCCCUGCCAGCGGUGGGCAAAAUGUUGCCACAUCCCGGAAUGCAUGGACAGAAUGCUCCGCUAAGUAUCGCCUCCAGUGCCAGUGCCGCAGCCGUGGCCUCGGGACAACUUGACCUGAGCAACUUCAUCAAGGAGAACCUGAUGCGAGUACAGGCGGCGCAGGCUGCCCAGGCUGCUCAGGCUGCCCAGGCGGCGGCCGUGGCUGCUAAUCAGUCGAACAUGAUGUACAACUUUGCCCAAAUGGGUCACCUGUCCCCGGCUAUGUACAACUACCAGCAGGCAUAUCUCAUGGAGCAGUUGUCGCGGAUGCAGCGCGCCGGCAACGAGGUGUUCAACGAUUACCUGCAGAAGCUAAAGACAGCCGCCGGUGGAAGUGGUGGUGGUCCAAUGGAAGGGGAAGUAAAACCCAUGUUACCCACCGUUACACUGCCCAGUCCGGGAGCCACACCGCCGGCAGCGAGUCCGAAAACAUCACCCCUGCCCGCUGGUAAACUGACGGCUGCAGCCACGGCGCCACAGACCAAGGGACCGAGCAGCAACAACAAUGGGGCACGGCAACAGACGGCGUCCACCGGCAAUAGCGGAGCAACAGCUUCUUCCGCUGCUUCCCUGCCACCGGCCACGAAGAGCAAGUGAAGGCGUAUUACUGCCCUGAAUGCAACCCCCACGUAGCUCUAAUUAAUUUUUAAAGACCUUGUUUUAGUUAUUCAUUAACGUUACCCGUUCGUGUUCGUCGUUGCUUUGGCAAAAGUCCACGACCAGAACCAAUUCCUCGCCCUAAUUACGGUGGCAUGGAAAAUCCAACCCCACUGCGUCCAGCACCUGGGGGUGGAUUCUCUUCACCCAAAAA